ACUGGGCGUCCGCUUGUAUUUUAACACUUCCUUCUUAAAAAAAGAAAAAAAGAAAAAUGAAGAAUAAUAUGAUGUCCAAAUUUUAAAUUUUAUAUUUAAAAUCAAAUGAUGAACUCAAUUACUCCGGAUAAUAGAACAAAUCAAAAGGGAGGACUGUGCUGUCCAUUAACGACAUUGAGAUAACAAAUAGCAAUCAAAAAGCACAGGAAAAGGAAAGAAAAAGCAAAGGAGAAUGGAUGGUUACAGAGGGAGAGAGAGAUUUUAGAGUGAGAGAGAUGUUGUGGGUUGUUCAUCAUCUUCUUCCUAAAGGAAAGCGAACUCGUGUAUGGGGAGGAGCAUUUCUGAUUUGGUUUCUUCUGAUGUUGGGUACCCCCAAAAUCUCCCACUCCCCCAAACAUCAUCUCUUCUCUGAUAUGCGGAAUUUCCUCGGAGUUCCUAAUACACUGAAUGUGAUCACAAACUUCCCUUUUUUGAUUAUUGGUGUUCUGGGUUUUGUUCUGUGUCUCCAACACAGUUUCUUUGUUAUAAGUUUAAGAGGAGAGAUAUGGGGUUGGGCCAUUUUCUACGCAGGAAUAGCAUCAAUGGCUUUUGGCUCUGCUUAUUAUCAUCUAAAGCCAGAUGACAGUAGAGUACUGUGGGACACAUUGCCGAUGAUGAUUGCAUUCUCUGGCCUAUUUGCUAGUUUAGUUUUUGAGAGAGUGGGGGUGCGGAUUGGAUUCACUUGCUUGUUUGCACUCCUUCUGCUUGCUUUGAUCAGCAUAGCCUGUGAGAGAAACUUUAAUGAUCUCCGCUGGUGCAUGAUGUUCCAGUUGAUUCCGUGCAUAGGCAUCCCAUGUAUGGCAUUUUUGUACCCACCUAAGUAUACUCAUUCAAGAUAUUGGCAUUGUGCGACAGGGGCUUACCUUCUUGCAAAAUUUGAAGCUGCGGUUGAUAGGAAAAUUUACAAUGUAAAUCAUUACAUUAUCAGUGGACACUCAUUGGAGCACUUAUGUUUAGUGAUGGUUCCUUUGCUGCUCACUCACAUGCUCAUGUUCAGAAAUAUUAGAACUCUAAGAUUGGGUGAAUUUAAAGAGCGUCCAUGAAGACAGCAGGCAAGAAAGUGGAUGACUUCCAGUGCUGCAGCAAGUGGACUCGAAAAAUUUCUCUGUUACGCUGGACAUGAGUUGGUAACCUUGCUUUUAGCAAUUAAUCGGUUAAUUUUUUGGGGUCAUUUUUUUUAUCCUUCGGUAUUCCAAAUUCUCAACUAAUAUUCCGUGAAGAAAUGGAAGUUUGUGAUUAGAUGCUUCCCAAAUACCUCUAUUUUGUGUAGCAUGGUGAUUGUAUUGCAAAAUUUCUUUGUUGGAGGUACAAUUUCCAAGUUAUGACUACUAAAAAUUGAUCAUAGAGGCCUUGCGAAGCUAGGCUAUGAUGAAUUCCAUAUGAUCUUGAACUUAUUCAUCACUGACUAAUGAUAUUUUGUAAAAACAUAUAUGAUUAACGGCUUU
Cornus florida is the source of this 1484-nucleotide messenger RNA. RefSeq lists its product as uncharacterized. The coding region runs from base 237 to 1082 and encodes 281 amino acids. The transcript has 7 exons. The record is from RefSeq and is a predicted model, not a curated record. NCBI's taxonomy places the organism in Eukaryota, Viridiplantae, Streptophyta, Magnoliopsida, Cornales, Cornaceae.